This is a messenger RNA of Ooceraea biroi (clonal raider ant), 5774 nucleotides long. It is a transcript of the gene Dhit, whose product is annotated as regulator of G protein signaling double hit. The record is from RefSeq and is a predicted model, not a curated record. NCBI's taxonomy places the organism in Eukaryota, Metazoa, Arthropoda, Insecta, Hymenoptera, Formicidae.
GUGGUGGAGUGAUAUCGUGGCGCGGGUCGCAUCGGCGAGGAGGGCCGAGGAAACGCGCGACGGACGGAAAUCACGAGCGGCAGCAGGAACGGAACCGGAAGAAGGCGGGAAAUGGUCCGAGUAUCAUGCGCGUCGACGUCGGCGACGUAACCCUCCGCUCGCUGGGGCCCGCCGUAGCUCAUCAGUGUGGACGCGCAUUAUCGUCCUCGUCGUCGUCGGCGUAGUCGGUACCUCGCCCGAUCGGAGGAGCCCGCUCGGCUCGGUUGUUGCUUCGUGGUGGUGGAUGGUGGUACCUAUGUGUCGCUUCGCGAGCCCUUGAAGGCUCACGACGUGCGCUGGGCUGUUUCGCGAUCCCUCCUGAGGGCACUGGUGCGCGCUGGGAGCAUGCGGGGUACGGGCGAGGCCCGGCGAGGCGGCCCCGCGGGAGGACCGGGCUAAAGGAACGACCGCGUAUAGGGGAGGGACACUCGCGAACGCGGGCACGGUGCGCCCGCGGCCGUGCCCGCACCCGCAUCCCCGCACCUCGGCGCCGAGGCGCCGGCCACGCGCCGAUUAGACUGAUCCUGAGGACGCGGGAAGCGAGCUGGACUCGCUUUCGAGCGCAUGGAACAUGAUAGAGAUGUCGAGCGGACUCGGUGCAACUGCAAUGGGGAUCGGCGUUAGCCACGGGACAGGCGGCGAGGGUGUAACUGGUGGUUGCCGCCUCCGUGCGCAGAACCAGGGCCAGGCCUCGGGCUCCACGAUGCAGCACAGCAAUCCGCAGCAAUCGUCCCAGCAGCAGCAACAGCAGUCGCAGCAGCAGCAGACGCCCGCGUCGCAGCAGCAGUCACAGCAACAGCAACGCCAGACGGCCGGAAUCAUGGGCCGCUCAAAGAAGGACAACUGUUGCCUGUGCUGGUGCUGUUGCUGCAGUUGCUCGUGUAGGAAUAAAUGUUUAGCGGCGGUGGGCGGAAACUCGACGAGCACCGGUGGCGAUCAGGGCAAGAAGAAAGGCAACGCCAGCGACUUCCCAGGUGCCGGUAACGGUCUUGACGGACUCGAUGGCCACGACGCCAAUGUGGAGUGCUGCAGCUUGGAGGAGGUCCGAGCCUGGGGUUCGUCCUUUGACCGGCUGAUGAAGAGCGCCGCCGGCCGCAGCCUCUUCAACGAGUUCCUCAAGAGCGAGUACAGCGAGGAGAACAUCGCCUUCUGGAUGGCCUGCGAGCAACUUAAGCGAGAAAGCAAUCCCAAAAUGAUCGAGGAGAAGGCGAACUACAUUUACAAUAAUCACAUAUCCAUAGUUUCGCCAAAGGAAGUGAGCCUGGACUCGCGGGUACGGGACAUAGUGGAAGGUAACAUGCCUACGCCUACGCCGCACAUGUUCGACGAGGCGCAGAUGCAGAUCUACACCCUCAUGCACCGAGACUCGUAUCCGCGUUUCGUCAACAGCGAGUUGUACCGGAAGCUGGCUAAACUGAACAAUAGUGUCCCACCCAGCCCUAGCAGCGGGCAAGAGCGCAGUAGCAGCAGAACGAAGCGCGGGGCGACGUAAUCGUGAUCGACGGUCCAGGGACGUCGGAGGCGCGGACCAAGACCUCCAAACCAAGCACGUUCACCGGACGACCACAGCAGGGGUUCGUGACCGGCAGCAUCUCCCUCGUUGGAGAACCUUCGUCCAAGGCGAGGAGGAACGCCCAAGCGAACAGCCGACCUGGUCAGACGAUGCCUCCAGACCGGGAGCCAUUCCCUCCGGGUUGGCGACAAGCUCCGCUGGUCCCGCACGGGUGUCAGGGGGUUGUUCAAUGAUUUCACUCUUCCACGCGAAGGCGCAACGGGGCCACGUAAUCGCGCUCGCCGUUACACGCGAGUCAUUAUGACACAGCUGACGAUUAUAAAGAUCUUGUUCACGAUGGAGAUAAUACUGUUAAUAACGUUGAUGAUUAUGUUAAUGAUGUGUGAUGACGAAGGACUAAAAAACGUACGAUGAAAUCGCGGUCGCGGUCAGUCGCGUAAGAUCGCAGGUCGUGGCGUUCCACUUCCAGGAGUUCGGUGCAAGCGCAUGCACGCAGAUCGAAAUCGGUGGAUCGUAGCCGGGGGAAGAAAGGUCACUCGAUCGCUCGGGGAUGGCGGUCGCCACCGCGAACACCACUGUGUGAUUCCCGAGUCCAUCCAAUCUCUGAGUCCCGCGAUUCUCCCUCGUUGUCGCUGUAGCUUCCAAGCUCGCUUGGCAGACCGAUCCAGAUACUCGCUCGAUAUUCCCUCCUCCUUCUCGUUCUUCUCGACUCAAAAGCCGAUUCGAUCCGGAUCACGCGACUUACGUGCGCCACGUCGGCGACGUGAUCGCUUGUGCGAUCCACUGCAAAUAAUUAAAGUAUCCUCUCCUUGUUUCUUAGCAGAUAUCGAAGGAUGAACGAAGGGACACUCUUAGCUACUUCUCGAUCAGUCAAUCUGACGCGUGCGAAGCGCGAAAGAUGUGAUUUUAAGGGAAUGAUCGACCGUCUGGCACGAAUUUAGCAUGCUCGCGACGUGAUGCUCAUUACGUACAACAGUUACCCGACCGGUCCGGUCAAAGCGACGAUGAUGAUCGCCGCAUACUUGUUCUAGUCAUACGUGAAAUCCCGCGAGUGCACGCACCUUUCCGCUAAAGGAUCAAGCGCGACGGGCUCGCUGGGGAAUCGUUACGAAUAUCUGCGAUCGGACACUCGCGAAUCGAUACUACGCGGAGUAAACGGAUUACUCAUUCCUCUCUCAGGGCGCGGCCGGUCCCGGACGCAUCCUGUCGAUCGUGUCUCCUGUGAUCUUAAGAUUAAAGCGCGCAACCAAGGACUCGUCCAAGAACGCCGCGCGCAAAGAUAGAUUUAAUCUGCUCAAGAUCGAACUCGCGAUUCACCCCCCCUCACACGUUCCCGCGACGUUUACACCCCACACGGCGGGGAGAGAAUCGAGUCCACGUGUCGUCGCGUCGUCACCACACAGCCCGCUGUAACUUCAGGGUAAACGUACCGUAAACGUAACGUAACGUAAUGUAUUUUUUAUCGCGCGCACUCUUUUCUAUAAUCGCCAGUAGUCCGCGAGAGUCACCCUCUCUCUCUCGCGGGAGGGAGAACGAGGUCGCGAAACCGUACGUACUAAUCCAGAGAAAAAAACGAAAAAGAAAAAGAAGAGUAAGAGCGUCGAGGAUGGAGGGAAGUUGAGGGAGAGGUCUCCCUUUCGGGCAGCUUCGUCGAGGUUACCUCGACGUUCGCUUCCGCCGCGGGUUGUCGAUGGACCAAGGGAUCCUCGUCGCUGUUGGCGCGUCAUCCCCAUGGUGGAUACCGAGCUACUGCCAGCGAGAACACACCAAAGAUCGAACGUGCGUCCAAGCCAACCAAUCUGACGAUCACCAAAGAGGAGAACGACACUCGAUCCACAUAUUGCACAUACACAAACACGCACAUACAUCACAGUCACACCAGACGCACAUGUACACUCAUACAUACGGACAUAUACGCAUACGAAGACACACGCACACACGUGCCCACGCUGAUAACGCCAGCGCGUACGCUCGUGUAGAAAUCUAGUCAUCGUCACGCGGAUAUCGAAUCAUCCGGCCACGAUCGGACACGCGUGAUCGUGGAAGAAAACACAAAAAGGCCUAAGCACCAGAAACUACCAAGUGUCUCUCGCGCGAAAUCGAGGCUGUCGCGUCGAAAUUGGACGUUUGACGAGACUAAUCAGAACGGAGGACAAGGGGAAACGCGGGGAGAAGAGAAGGGGAAGUUAUCGAGACGCGGCGGGGGCGUCACGGCGCGCGAACACCCUUAGCGCUAAUUCGUAAGUAAGUAUAUGAGAGAUAGGAUCUAAAAUAAAGCAAAAAAGAGAGAGAGAGAAACACGACGACUCGAUCGUCAACGCGGUUCACCACGAUCGAGGAUCAUUCGCGCCGCGGCGUUCGGUCGCGCUAUCACAGAAUCCUUUCCCUCUCGGCCGCGCGCGCGAUGCGCUUCGACCGAUCGCUCGUCGAUCAUGGACGAUCCAUUUCGCUCCCGGAUCCCUUCUCUGGAUCCCGGGGAUCCCGUACGAACGCUCGCUGCGAUGGGUUUGCAUCUGCGGUUUACUGCAGGACACUACACGUAUCAAAUCAUAUAAAUGACCGGAAAUUCGUCUCAGAUAUUAUCAUACGUAACAUUCCUGUGGCAUAAUGCUAAUGAGAACGCGUUAGAAGCACAGAAGAUGCCAAUACCAAACAUAAAUCCAAUGCGAUAUGAUGCUCCAUGGGAAGUGCUUGGCGUUUAUACGUCGCCGUUGCGCAACUUGUGUCAGAUCCAAGUCUCACGGAGACGCGAACCCAUCAGCAUCGCGACACGAGAUAUCCCAUCAGGAGAGUAUCAUCUCGUGUCGCGAUACCGAUCGCUCGAUCGGGAAGAGAGCGGACGCUCGGCUGAGACCGCGACGGCAUAUCGUAAGCUCGACACGUGUUACGCGUACCGAUAUCCCUUUCUUUUUACUUGCGCGAAACGAUGUAUACUCUCGGGGAAUUCGUCAGCACGCAUACCGAGGCGGACACCGAUAUCCGCCUCACGACCGCCGAGACCAAGAGAGCGGAAGAGUCGAAGCGCAUCGCGACACGCAAACCUUGCGUUCUCCACUUGCGACGCAAAAAUCAACAUCGGCAGGUCGGCAUAGACAGGUAGACAAAUGUGUCUCAGUUGCGUUACACAUAACACACAUGAAAGACGCACGUACCCUCCCUCGAGGAUCAUCGAGAUCGGGAAGGCGAGGCGCGGUAUAAUGCGCGUCUCUCUAGUCAAAUCGGAGUCGUCAGCAUCGUCGCGAGCGGACAGCACAAGCGACAACACUCGCACAGUCAGUCACAGCGUUUGGCUACUGCCCUGUAGAUAAUAUAUAGAUAGGUCUUAAUGAACGAAGAAGAUUAAUUAUUAUAAAUAUAAAUAUAUAAAUAUAUAAAUAUAUAUAUAUAUAAAUAUAAAGAGAAAAAAUAUAUAUAUAUAAAUAUACAGAGCAAAAAGAAAACACGUGUGCUAUGUUCCACAUAGGUGCGAGCGUGCGAGGGUAACAGUGAGAGUGCGAAAAUGCGAGAGAGUGUGACGCGGUUCUUUUUCAAGUCUCCGAUUCUCUAUUCGACGCGAGGACAGCCCGUCCGCCGCGGCUGAAAAUGAAAGACGACGAUGAUUAGGGGUGAUCUCAAGUCGAUCUUAAUUUCGACGAUUACGCCGUGCUCGCGCGACACUGAAGCGGAAGGUGAACGUGACACGACGAAGAUCGCAAGCGGUGAGAGCUUUACGCGAUUAGAGACCGAGAGAGGGGAGAGGAUAGAGCGAUAACGGCGCAAGUAGAUAUGUAAAUGUCCCCUUAAGACUUGUACAUGCAAUAUAUAUGUAAUAUACAUAUAUAUAUAUACAUAUAUAUAUAUUGCUCCUCGUUAAUUAUAGUUAUUAUUAUACUUGUCGCUGCAUUAUUAUGUGAUUAUUACCAUGUUAAUUAUUAUAAAUUCUUCUUACAUACGUAGGUAAAUUUAAUCGCUCUCAUUUGUUGCGGCUCUUUUACGAGCGAAAGCUCGCAGAAAGCUAUGUGAUAUGAAAAUUUUGUGAUAUAGAAAUGGAGUUGUGUAUCCCUGUCAGGGGCGCUCGGACUCUUCGCUCUCUCUUCUCCUCCUGUCUCCACAGCAGGGCUGUUCAUUUAGGACCUCAACGCGACUUCCGGAGGCCUCGCGUCGGCAUCGUCGAUGAAAUUAAGCGGUGAGAUUGCUCGAACGUCGUCUUCACUAAUAAACGCACAAUUUUCUCAACCUUCGA